UUGAAGGGUGAUCAAGUGUGUCAUGAAGUUAAUUUGUGGGUUGAGAAAGAGACGAAUGGCCUUAUCACAAAGCUUCUUCAUCCUAGUAUGGUAAGCAAAUUACCCACAGGGCUUGUCUUUGCAAAUGCAAUGUGCUUCAAAGGUGUGUGGAAACACAAGUUUAUGGAUACAGCUUUCCAGCAUAGUUUUCACCUCUUCAAUGGCACCAAAGUCAUUGCUCCCUUCAUGGAUAGCAAGCAGAGGGAGCACUUUAUUGGUAUUUUUGAUGGUUUCAAAGUCCUCCGUCUUUCUUAUAGACAAGGCAGGGAUAAAACUCGUCGGUUCUCCAUGUAUAUUUUCCUUCCAGAUGCAAAAGAUGGACUUUUGGCAUUAAUUGAAAAGCUAGCUUCAGAAUCUGAUUUUUUGAAAGACAAGUUUCCUCGGCGAAAAGUGGAAGUACGUCAAUUUACUAUUCCAAAAUUCAAGAUUUCUUUUUCAUUUGAAGCUUCUAAUGUUCUGCACGAGUUGGGAAUGAGUUCACCUUUCUUUCUAACAAAAGUGGUAGAGGGAAUGAACCCUCCUUUGGGCGUGGAAAGCAUAAAUCACAAUGCUUUCGUUGAGGUAAAUGAGAAAGGCACCAUAGCUUCAGCAAACACUGUUAUGGUGGCAUUAAGAGGUAGUCGUCGUGCCACUCCUACGGACUUUGUAGCUGACCAUCCUUUCCUCUUCUUAAUCAGAGAAGAUUUCAGUGGAACAAUUCUCUUUAUUGGUCAGGUUCUCAAUCCUCUUGAUGGAGCAGAUGAACAUACCACACACAUAUACCGAAGAAAAUGAAGAUGAUGAUGAAAGUUAGCAAUCUCAUUAUCUAAUUAUUAUAUUUUGUGAUUAGGAAGGUUCAUGUUUAUCUUUAUUAUGCUGAUAUUGAAUUAUUACAUUAUUUUAU
This is a messenger RNA of Trifolium pratense (red clover), 922 nucleotides long. Its product is annotated as serpin-ZX-like. The record is from RefSeq and is a predicted model, not a curated record. The annotation marks the transcript as partial. Gene Ontology annotation, molecular function: serine-type endopeptidase inhibitor activity. The transcript has a single exon. Lineage: Eukaryota; Viridiplantae; Streptophyta; Magnoliopsida; Fabales; Fabaceae.